Dendrobium catenatum is the source of this 2973-nucleotide messenger RNA. RefSeq names its product receptor-like serine/threonine-protein kinase SD1-7. The record is from RefSeq and is a predicted model, not a curated record. The coding region runs from base 187 to 2682 and encodes 831 amino acids. The transcript has 7 exons. Gene Ontology annotation, molecular function: ATP binding; protein serine/threonine kinase activity. Lineage: Eukaryota; Viridiplantae; Streptophyta; Magnoliopsida; Asparagales; Orchidaceae. Gene Ontology annotation, biological process: recognition of pollen; protein phosphorylation.
AAUGGGUCGAGAGACGUAACUUGGCGUAUAUAUAGACACACACACAUACAUGACGAAUUCCUUUGUUUUCAACUGAGAGUCGUCAACCUUGUCGUGCGCGUCGAUCACCAACUCCACUCGGAACAUAAAGGAAGUAAAACCUCCAUUACCGCACAUGCGAACAUCAAUCGAGCAGUUCAGACGAUAAUGAAAAACAUCGGCUGCACCUCCUUCCUCCUCGCCUCAUUACUCCUCGCCUUACUUCCAUCUUCCACCGCCCGCGACACCAUUACCCCCACCACCCCUCUCUCCGGCGGCCAAACCCUCAUCUCAUCAGCCAAGUUCUUCGCCCUCGGCUUCUUCACCCCCGCUGGAACCGCCAAUUCCUACCUUGGCAUCUGGUACAACAACAUCAAAACCCAAACCAUCGUAUGGGUCGCCAACCGCGAUUCCCCUGUCGCUGGCAACUCCACCGACGGAAUUCUCUCCAUCUCACGCAACGGUGCCCUCAUCAUCACAGAUCGCAGCACCAACUUACCCGUCUGGUCCUCCCAAACCACCUCCUCUCUCGCUACCCCUCUCGCGCAGCUGCUCGACAAUGGAAACUUCGUCGUCCGUAAUGUCAACAGCGGCGACAACGACUUCGCUUGGCAGAGUUUCGACCACCCGACCGAUACCCUUAUUCCUGGAAUGAAGAUAGGAGUAAAUUUCGACACUCACAUCAAUCGAACGGUGUCGGCCUGGAAAUCUGAUACCGAUCCCAGCUCAAGCAGCUACAUCGCCGCCAUGGAUACCAACGGCGACCCGCAGUUGUACUUUUGGUCUGGUUUGAGGAAGAUCUGGCGCAGCGGCCCAUGGGACGGCCUCCAUUUCUCCGGUGUACCGGAGACCACCACAUACAUUCAGUUUAAUCUCAGCUUCAGCUUCAUCAACACGAAAAACGAAGUCUCCUAUUCCUUCAACACUCAAAACUCAUCGAUCGUGACCAGGCUGCUCUUAAACCAGUCGGGACACGUCCAACGCGCUAUCUGGCUAUGGGAUACCGAGCGCUGGAACUUUUUCUGGCAAGCGCCAGGGGACCAGUGCGACAACUACGCAGCCUGUGGACCGUACGGGGUUUGCGACCCAAACAUGUCGCCGGUUUGCGAAUGCGUGCAGGGAUUCAUGCCGAGGAACCCGACGAAUUGGGCGCUGAUGGAGGGAAAGGAUGGAUGCCGGAGGAAGACGACGUUGGAUUGCAAGAAUGGGACGGAUGGGUUCGUGAGGGUGAGCGGGGCAAAGGUGCCGGACACGGCGCAGGCUGUUGUUGAUUUUAGUUUAGGGCUGGACGGGUGUAAGACAAGGUGUUUGAUGAAUUGCUCCUGCACGGCUUAUGCGUUGGCGAAUCUCAACAGCGGGAGUGGGUGUUUGAUGUGGGUUGCAGACCUUGUUGACAUGCGGCUCUACACUAUCGGCGGGCAGGAUGUCUAUGUGCGUGUCGCGGCUGCUGAUUUGGGGCCAGCAUCAGAUGAACAUAAUCAUACGAGUGAACUGACGGCUGUGAUCGUGCCGUGCAUUGUUGUGGGAGUUUUUCUGCUUGCUGGUGUGGGUUGGUGCAUGUGGAGAAGAAAAAGUAAAAGGCGACGAAUGCUAGGCACGAGCUCCUUUCAUGAUAAACGCAGUGCAGAACAAGAACGAAUAGACAAUGACUUUGAAUUGCCUAUCUUUCCUCUGGAAGUAAUAACUGCUGCGAUCAACAACUUUUCAGCAGAAAAUAAGCUUGGGGAGGGUGGUUUUGGUCCUGUCUAUAAGGGCAGGCUUGAUGAUGGCCAAGAGAUAGCAGUGAAGAGGCUUGCCAAGACUUCAGUCCAAGGUCUUGAUGAGUUCAAGACAGAGGUUAUGCUAAUUGCCAAACUACAACAUAGAAAUCUUGUCCGAUUGCUGGGUUGCUGUGUUCAGGGCCGUGAAAGAAUGUUAGUGUACGAGUACUUGCCUAACAAGAGCUUAGAUGCCUUCUUAUUUGAUAAAGCGAAGUCUGUGCUAUUAAAUUGGCAAACACGCUACGAGAUCAUAUUUGGUAUUUCUCGCGGGCUUCUUUAUCUUCAUCAAGAUUCAAGACUUAGAAUAAUUCACCGCGAUCUCAAAGCAAGCAACAUUCUCCUUGAUGAAGAGAUGAACCCUAAAAUCUCAGACUUCGGCAUGGCAAGGAUUUUUGGGGGAGAUGAAACCCAAGUCAAUACCAUAAAGGUUGUGGGUACAUAUGGAUACAUGUCACCCGAGUAUGCAAUGGAUGGCGUCUUCUCUGUAAAGUCAGAUGUAUUUAGUUUUGGCGUCUUGGUGCUGGAAAUCAUUAGUGGAAAGAGGAAUAGAGGGGUUUACAGCGCUUCCCCUCACAUGAACCUUCUUGGUCAUGUAUGGAGUUUAUGGAAGGAGGGAAAUAGCCUGAAACUAGCUGAUGAAACAAUGAACUCUGAUUUUCCAGUUGAUGAAGUCUUAAAGUGCAUAAAAAUUGGCUUGUUAUGUGUUCAAGAACGCCCAGAGGAUCGGCCAUUAAUGUCUUGGAUAGUUCUGAUGCUUGCUGGGGACAGUGGAUUGGGAUUGCCUGAGCCUAAACAACCUGGAUUUUUUUCGAGAUUUCCAGUAGAUUCUGAUUCAUCAUCAGGCAAACAAGAAUCAACUACUAUAAAUUAUGACAUAUCAGUUUCAAUUAUUGAAGGAAGAUAACCAACUAGUUUUGGAGGAUUGAUUUUUUUUCUGGUGAUUUGAGGAUUCAAAAACAGUUAGAGCUGAUCAUAGGUACAGAAUAUGCUUUCCCAUUGUAUUCUUAAUUUUUUUUUAUUGGUCAUCUGUUCGCUAUUUAGAGUAGGUAAACAGCUAUGUUCUUCAGCUGGCAAUUAUGGGUUUAUAAAGAUCAAUAAUUUUUCACUUAGGAGUUGUUUGGUUUGCUGCAUUAGUAGUGUAAUGUAUUUCAAAUGCAGGGAUUUUGAAAAUAUUGAUGUUUGGUUUGAACUAAAA